AUGUGGGUCUUGCUCUUGGCGUUGCCCUGUGCCGUAGGGGCAGAUACGUUGCUGGCACAAGGCGGUGGGUUUCGGAUCACGGAGACUAGCCAUGAUGUACCCAAGGCGCCUCGCAACGAUGCGGCGAGGAACCGUGGGCCGUAUGACCGUGGCACUACCUACGGCCAGAAUGAACUCUUCCACCAGGUCAGGAGGGCAGAUGGGGUGGAGGGGGUGAUGUGGCAGGAAUAUGGAAACAACCUGGUUGGAAAACCAAUCUUUUUGACUUGGUUUGAAGAUGACGGCACACACGUAACCCAGAGACUUGCGGAGGAUAAUCACAAUCCUUGGCUAGCGGGGGCAACCUCUGACAACGACGGACAGAUAUAUUAUCUGGAGAUACAAGACGUGACGCAAUGGAUCAGUAAUGAGCUUAUGGGCGGGUGGACUGUUGAUCCCACAGAGCCCUGCCAAGCUUGGAUAGUCCAUUGGGACACUCAGCGCAAUAAGCAGCAAUUCCGGAGGGAGCUGCCCAGCGAGGCCAUGCUCUUGAAUGAUUUCACGGAGAACACUGCGGCGCUUCGUUACGACCCCAUCAACAACAACAUCGGUGUUUAUUUCUCCCACCGCAUGUUCCGCUCGUCCGACGGUCUGAAUCACCAGCGUGGCUUGGGCUUUGUUUUUGAUGUUGACAGGAUGGAGAUCACUGGGGCUGGCCACUACCAGACUGGUAGCCAUUCCUUCCAAAAUUCCAUGAUCGCCGCUCCGACGGGUGGCUUCAUCGGUUUGGAGCUUGACGAUGGAUCUCCCCGUGGGCUGCAGGUGAUCAAGAUGGAUGCUCACAACAAGGACUUGGGCUUUACACCCUAUAUGUUCAAGACACGCCAUGGAUCUGGACCCGAAAAUCCGGCUGGCAGCAGUUUUCCUGUGUAUCCAGAGAUAUCCGUGAACGGAAACACCUUCUACAAGUGGAGUAAUGACAACCAGGUCUACACUGUGUUGGCUCAGCCUGGAAUCGUUGAGGUGUCCGAUGGAUACCUUAUCUUCUUCGCUGGCGAGCGACCGCCACUGGACAGCAGUGCAAUGGAGACCCACGAGCAGACAGUGCAGUCCCCUCGCAACCUGGGCUGGGUGAAGAUUGGCAAGAACAUUGCCGCCAAGGAGGUGCUCUCCGGCGGUGCAACCGAAACCGAGACAGGGGGCUUCUACGGCUUCCGUGGUGAAUGGACAUCGCAGUCGCACCGCGGCAUCAAGUGGCUCACGAACUACGAGCACAAAUGGCUCAUAAUGAACAAACCGAAGAGUGUACGACUGGCCCCCAACCGCAUCCUCCUGAUGUGGGAGCAGUGGCUGUCGAGGCCCAUGACAGAAGCCGAUUGCAGAGAGAUUGCUGCAGAUGUUGACUUUUGCAUCAGUGUCGUCACAGCUGACUGGUAUGACAGAUCCAGCGACUGGCGCGAGCAGAUCAUUCGGACGGAGCUGAUGAUCGUGGAUGACAGCGUUCACAUCGUCAAGCCUCUGUGGGCCAUGGAGGGAGGGCUCCUUACGCCGCAAGGCGAUGCACCUCGCGUCAUAGAUGGAUGUGCCAUCAUCUAUGCAGGCAGGGGCAGGAGCAUCAAGAGGUGGAAGGUGUGCGAGGUGGAGUGCGCCAAAGAGGUCGACAGCAUGCACGAGUUUGUCUUGGUGUCCUCCGUGGAGCUGCCUACCGAUGACCCGUGCUUCCAGCCUUUUCCUCCCAAUCCGGACACCUGCUUCGAUUCAGUGGAUGCAGGUGGCGGCAAGGGCUAUGGCCCUACGAGAUGCCAAGCUUCCUGUCGGCCUGCCUUGUGCCACGAAGUUCCCCAUUUCUGCAGCUCUACAGCCCAGUACUGCCCGCUGACAUGCGGCCACUGCAGUGCGGAUGAGAACCGUGGCUACAACGCGACUGAGCAGGCUCUGGUGGACUUCCUCAAGAGCUGCGAGGUUGGCUCAGUCACCCAUGGGAUCCACGAGUACCGUGUACCUGCAGAAGAGCGCCAGGUUACCCGCUUCCGGCAGACUUAUGACGGCGCAUGCCCUCCUGAACGUCCCAGUGGCGGGGCCGCAGAUGCCACAACGAGUGGCGGCGCCAGCUUGGGUGGUGAAGGUGGCUUUCUGUCGAGCAACAUGACGACAACAACCACGGCAACCACAAUGUCUCGCACUUGGGGCGUUGCCCUUAUGAAUGGGGCCUCCACGAACGUGGUAGGAGCCAUGUUGAUGACGCUGGUGCUGGUCCAGCUUCACCUAGCCAACUCGUGA
Molecule: messenger RNA, 2259 nt
Organism: Symbiodinium necroappetens
Lineage: Eukaryota; Dinophyceae; Suessiales; Symbiodiniaceae
Source: the annotation of a GenBank genome assembly